Messenger RNA from Lactuca sativa (garden lettuce), 639 nucleotides. RefSeq names its product glycerate dehydrogenase HPR, peroxisomal. The record is from RefSeq and is a predicted model, not a curated record. Gene Ontology annotation, molecular function: NAD binding. Lineage: Eukaryota; Viridiplantae; Streptophyta; Magnoliopsida; Asterales; Asteraceae.
AUGGAAAUCAUUGAAAGUGUCACUGCACGAGAACCCUUUCUAAACCUGUCGUUUCUUUUCUCACCAGAAUCAAACGAGGGUAAUGAAUGUGAUGACAACAUGGACGAAUCUAAAUUAGAAUCAGAUGAGGAGGCAAUUCCUAAAACAUAUGGGAUUCAUGAUAUUGGGUGUCAAGAAUUGAAGGAUGGAGAAAUCAAAGAAUAUGACAAUGUUUCAAGUGACGAGAUGGCUUCUUUGACAUGCAACACGCCGUUGUUGGAAAAGAUUGAGUUUCCACCCACUGGAGACAAGUUAGCAGCUUCAAGAAGGAUAAUUGAAGCUGACGGGUUCAGGAGAGCUGGCCUAUAUGAUGGAUGGCUUGCACAUCUGUUUGUGGGGAAUUUGCUUAAAGGACAAACUGUUGGUGUGAUUGUAGCAGUUCGUAUUGGAUCUGCAUACGCUAGAAUGGUGAUUGAAGGAUUCAAGAUGAACUUAAUUUAUUAUGAUCUUUACCAAGCGACAUGUCUAGAGAAGUUUGUUACAGCUUAUGGUCAAUUGUUGAAAGCCAGUGGCGAAGAACUUGUCACGUGGAAACGCGCAUCAUCAAUGGAUGAGGUUCUUCCAACAACUGAUGUCAAAAAGGGAUACACAAGGGAUUGA